Molecule: messenger RNA, 781 nt
Organism: Diversispora eburnea
Lineage: Eukaryota; Fungi; Glomeromycota; Glomeromycetes; Diversisporales; Diversisporaceae
Source: the annotation of a GenBank genome assembly
AUGACUUCUAAUAAUAAUGAAAAAUCAUCUCAGGGAAACAAUACUGAAACAAAAGAUUCUAAUAAUAAAGAUAAACCGACUAAUGCAGUUGGAUUUUUUCAAUUAUUUCGUUAUGCUACAUUUCUUGAUAUAUUGAUGAUGUUUGUGGGUUGCAUAUGUGCUGCCGCAAACGGAGCAGCACAGCCUUAUCAAACAAUAAUUAUUGGUGAUGCUUUAGAUGCUUUGCUUCGUUACGGGGUUUUAUUAUCAGCAAAUGCAGUAACAGAAGAUGCUAAAGAUGAAUUGAAAAGAGAUAUCCUAAAACAAACCAUAUAUUUUCUUGCUAUCGGAGGGGCAGUAUCAAUAUUCGCCUACUUACAGAUAACACUUUGGAUGGUUACAGGAGAAAGACAAGUGAUGAUUACAAAUCGUAUAUCCUCAGAUGCAAGUUUAUUCCAAGAUGGUAUUUCUGAAAAGGUUGGAUUAAUUGUUCAAAGCCUUGCAUCAUUUAUUGGGGGAUUUGUAAUUGGAUUCACAAAAGCAUGGAAACUUACUCUUGUCAUAUGCAGUGCAUUACCGUUAUUAAUUGUGUCCUCUGUUCUAUAUGGAUACAUUGUCGAAGCUUCAACUAAAAAGGGACAAGAGGUUUACGCGGAAGCGGGCAAUGUAGCUGAGCAGGUACUUUCUGGAAUUCGAACAGUGAUAGCCUUUGGAGGUCAACAACGUGAAAUUGCUCGUUAUAACCAAAAAUUAAAAGGUGCUUAUACAGUUGGGAAAAAGAAGGCAUUAACUACCGGUUUAA